Sorex araneus (European shrew) is the source of this 2881-nucleotide messenger RNA. RefSeq names its product caveolae associated protein 2 (gene CAVIN2). The coding region runs from base 176 to 1384 and encodes 402 amino acids. Gene Ontology annotation, molecular function: protein kinase C binding. The transcript is spliced from 2 exons. Lineage: Eukaryota; Metazoa; Chordata; Mammalia; Eulipotyphla; Soricidae. Gene Ontology annotation, cellular component: cytoplasm; caveola. The record is from RefSeq and is a predicted model, not a curated record.
UUAAGAGCAGCUGGAGUGCAGUUUCCCUAAUCAGUGUAGCCAGUUGUUGCCUGUCUGAACCUCGGCCAGUCCUGGACAGCGGUGCUCUGAGCUCCGACCCGGAGGCCUCUGUCCCGUACCUCUCACCAGCACACUUUCUCAGCCGAGCAAGGACAACGUGGUCACCCCAGCAGCCAUGGGAGAGGACGCUGCCCAGGCUGAGAAGUCCCAGCACCCAGGUUCUGACAUGCGGCAGGAGAAGCCAGCGAGCCCCAGCCCCGUGCCCUCCUCCACGCCGAGCCCCAGCCUGAACCUGGGGAGCACGGACGAGGCAAUCCGUGACAACGCACAGGUGAACGCCGUCACGGUGCUCACGCUACUGGACAAGCUAGUGAACAUGCUGGACGUGGUGCAGGAGAACCAGAACAAAAUGGAGCAGCGGCAGAUCAACCUGGAGGGCUCGGUGAAGGGCAUCCAGAACGACCUCACUAAGCUGUCCAAGUACCAAACCUCCACCAGCAACACGGUGAACAAGCUGCUGGAGAAGUCCCGCAAGGUCAGUGCCCACACGCGCGCUGUCAAGGAGCGCAUGGACCGGCAAUGCGCGCAGGUGAAGCGGCUGGAGAGCCACCACGCACAGCUCCUCCGACGCAACCAUUUCAAAGUGCUCAUCUUUCAGGAAGAAAAUGAGAUCCCUGCCGAUGUGUUUGUGAAAAAGCCUGUUCCCAGCCCAGCUGAAGGGAAGGGGGAGCUGGUGGAUGAAAACAAGUCCCUGGAGGAAACUUUGCACACAGUGGACCUCUCCUCAGAUGAUGAAUUGCCCCCCGAUGAGGAGGCCCUGGACGAUAGCGCUGAGGAAAAGCUGGAAGAAAGCAGAGCAGAGAAAAUCAAAAGAUCCAGCCUCCGCAAAGUGGAUAGCCUCAAGAAAGCGUUUUCUCGCCAGAACAUCGAGAAAAAGAUGAACAUACUGGGGACGAAGAUCGUCUCUGUCGAAAGGAGGGAGAAAAUUAAGAAAACCCUCACUUCCAAUCACCAGAAAAUCACCUCGGGGAAAGGCUCCCCUUUCUCUUUCGGUCGAAAGAAAGUCCGAGAGGGAGAAAGCCCUGCAGAGCAGGAGACCAAGUCCGAAGACUUGCCCAACGAUCACGAGGAAGAGGGUCUUUCCGAGGGAGCCCCUGCGGAAGGGAAGAGCGUGGAGGGGGAGGCCAGAGGGAGUAACUCGGCCCUGGGCAGCAACGUCAACUUGACUAUUGCGGAAAAUGAAGAAGAAGAAGAGUCCGUGGCCCUGGAACAGGCACAGAAGGUGCGCUACGAGGGAGGCUACGUGCUAAGCUCCCAGGAGGCGGAGAGGUCGGAUGAGGAGCCAGUGCAGCCCGCCGUGCUCCGGGUGGACCAGGCCUCCUGAACCGCUGGCAGCUUCCAGCUAGCCUCUAACCCGAGCCUGGAAACACAAUCCCUGCACAUCUACUACCACUACCCAGGCAUUGCUGUGCCACCGUGCAGGCUGCAUGAAUUUGGGGCGUGGUCAGCAGCACAGUGUAAUUGACAUUUCCUAGGAAGGCAACACGUGCAGGUCUCCACCGCUAAUCAUUUUGGGGUGGGUUGAGUUUUUCACGGAAGCUCCCCCAUGCUUGGCCCUGGAAGGGGAAAUGAAGCAAUUUGACCCAGAUCAAUGUGGCUUAGGCAGAAAAUCCAGAGGCUACCCAAGAUAUUCGUUACAAAAUGUAAUUCAUUUCCUGUCAUUCCGUAGGUUUGCUGAACAGUCCGCCAGAAAUAAAGUUGCACAAAACUCUGUGAACCAAAUCAUUCGAGUGUGUGACACAUACCAUAGCUAAAGAUGUAAUUAAGCUAAAGAUGCUUUUAAAUGGCAAAAGAAUGUUCACCUCUCGACUUCAUAGACACCAUUGUUUUAUCAGAAAGGAAGGAAAAUUUGAAAGACUAAUAUUCCGCCAGUGAAGUAAAAUAUGCAGGAAAGUCAGGGUAAUUAGAAGAAGAAAAUUAAGAAGGAGGAGCUGGACAAGAGAAUGGGAAACAAAAUUGCCAAAGAGAGUGAAGACCAAGAUAAAACUGUAUGUUUUUGAAAAUAAAAUACAUAUAUUGGCUUGACCAUUUAGCUCUUUAAUAAUUCUAAAGAAGAAGUUCCUAUACCCUGGACUAAUACAUUAUAUUUUUAUUCUUAUUUUCAAAUGUUUUUAGAUAAUAUACAAAACGUUUUGCUCUGUUAAUGCUUAUUUUUCUUCUUAAUAAAUACAAGACAUUACCAGUUUUCUCUGAGGGAAUUCAAAAGGAUGUUGUCUCUUAAAAAUUUUAGUAAACAAAUUUUGAAAAUUCACCACUGCCUUUUUCAGGAAGAUGGAUCACACUAUUCUUUAAUUUUUUAAAAUAACCCUUACACUCAAAUUGAUGUACUGUAGGUUCAUAAGAUGUUAAGAUUAAUAGACUUAGGAUGGAAAAGGGCAGGAAUUUUUUUCCUUUCUUUUUCUGUACAUAGUGGAAUUUCAUCCCAAAUCAUAUUUUAAUUAUAUAUUAAUUUCACAGAAUAGUAAUACACUUCUUAGAGCAUGCUAGAAUUUAUAUGUGCACAUGUAUUCAGACAAGUUAAUUUUUACUACAAUAGUAAAUGUUUAUUAAAAUACACAAGUAUUUUUAAAAAACUAUCAAAUUAUAGUUUAAAGUCAGUUGUACCCUAGAGAAAACUCUCAUCUUUGUUUUGUAUCUAGCACUAUAGGAGGUUUAUAAUACUAACAAUUUAAUAUUUGUUUUAUAUAAAGAAUAGGAUCAACAUACUUGUGGCAUAACCUAUACAGCUAUGUUCUUAUUUUUCAGUUAUGUAUCCCUAAUAUUAGACUGUUGAACUAACAAUAGCUGUGUUAAAAAUGAAAUAAAUCAACCAUUAAAAGUA